UUUUGUAAGCAAGUCGUUCAUCUUUCUCUGAUCGGUGCUUCUGUGCAGGUUCCGCUGCAUGUGCUGACAUCAAGGUGCUUGGAGAACUCAUACAUUGAACUGUUUUUAUAAUUAACAUUAUUGUGAACUGUUGUUGUUCGUGCAAGCUUUCUGUUUUUUGUAGCAAUAUCUCGUUUUCUCGGGAAAAAGCAGUGAGGUUGUGUCGCGCAUAAGUGAUAUCUUCGGACAUUUUUCUAAUUUUAAUAUUAGCCACGUGAACUUUCCAUUGCUGUUUAAGCAAAGUAUUAUUUUAGACGUUAGGAGUAAGAAAAUGGUCAUGGAGGCAUCCCCUUCUCCACAAAAUGUCGGUCGUGAAUUUGUCCGACAAUAUUAUACUUUACUUAAUCAAGCUCCUGCGCAUCUUCACAGGUUCUACAAUCAGCAUUCUUCCUUUGUACAUGGAGGAUUAGAUUCUAAUCGGGAAUCAACUCCGGCAAUUGGUCAAAAACAAAUACAUCAGAAAAUUCAACAAUUAAAUUUUCGGGAUUGUCAUGCCAAGAUAAGUCAAGUUGAUUCACAGCUAACUCUUGAAAAUGGUGUUGUUGUGCAAGUAUCUGGAGAACUAUCUAACGCUGGACAACCAAUGCGUCGUUUCACACAAACAUUUGUAUUGGCGAUACAAGCACCGAAAACGUAUUAUGUACAUAAUGAUAUAUUCCGUUAUCAAGAUUUGAUUUUUCCUGAUGAGGAAGAAGCAGAUGUAGGUGGUGUAGAAGGAGACGUGGGUGAGUCCAGUGAGAGGGAAGGAGAAGAAGGAACGCGUUCCGAGCCCGAGGAAGAUCAACAUCAAAAUCAAGGACAACAACUCUCAGUACCGGCUGCAUCUACCGAACCACAAGCUCAACCACCGCUUAUUCCUGCACAACAACCUGUACUUCAACAACAACAGCAGAUGUAUUACGCUCCGCCACCUCAACAGUCUCAUGUACACCCUGUAAUGCAACAAGUUCUAAACGGAUCGGUUCACGAAGAAACUUCGCUGAUCAGUCAACAGCCACCGCAACAGCAGCAGCAGCAACCACCACCUCCAGCACCGGCACAGCAACAUCAAUAUAUAACUGAACCUACAUCGCAAACGCAGUUUGUACAAGAAACAGAAAUGGACAGUGCAACUGAACAGUCACCGCAAACAGAGAAUGAACCACAGGCUCAAGCAAACGAGAUUCGCGAACAACCUGAAGCUGAAACAUUUACUGCUUCUGUACAAGAAUCUGAACCAGAACAUCAGGUGUCGAACACAAAUGUAACCAGUAGUGGACCGAAAACGUAUGCCAAUCUUGUGAAAUCCUUCCCAAGUACCACUGGCGCUACCAGUCCUCAAGCUCCCAAGUUGUCUAUGUCACCGCCUCCAAUGACAAACUUGCGUUUGGAUGAUAGAUCGCCGAUGCAUCCAACUAGCAGUGGACCCGCACUUUGUACGUCAACCAAUGUUUCUACACCUCAACAACAGACUCACAGAAUUGGAAAUCAACAACCACAACAUCAACAACAUCAACAACAGCGAACUUCAAGAGGGGGCGCGGUACAACGAGAUGGCGAUCGUCGUGGUACGAGGCAGAGUCAAUACAAUGAUGCUCACCAAUUGUUCCUUGGAAACUUGCCGCUUAACGCAUCGGAAGAUGAUUUGCGCCAAUUAUUCGAAGCUUAUGGUAGAGUAGUGGAGUUGCGCAUACACAGUAAAUCGAACGAUAGGUGCAAAGGACCACAAGGAAAUAAUACAGGAAAAGUGCCUAACUAUGGAUUCAUCACCUUCGAAGAUCAACAAGUCGUUACCAAAGUUUUGCAAGACUUGCCGAUUUAUUAUCCUGCUGAAAACGGGUUAAAACUAAAUGUUGAAGAAAAGAAGGUUAGGCCUAGAAUGUCAAUGGAUGGCAGCGGUGGCCGGUUGAAUUCAAACGACGGUAAUAUGAGAGCAAUGGGUGGCCAGCAACAACAACAACGAGGACCUGGUGGACCUGGGGGUGUAAUGAGAGGUGGACAGCAUGGCACGAGAGGUGGACGAGGAGGAUUCUCUCGAGGUGGUGAUGGUGGAAGGGGAGGUGGAAUGCGACAGCCCGGUAAUCCAAGCAAUCCGAGCUACCAAAAUCGUCGCUAAUACUUGAAGCAAUGUUAAAGGCAGUCUACAAUUUCUUUCUUCUUCAACAAGUCAUCGGUAUAUAAUUACCAUCCUCAUUUCAAAAUACAAAAUCCAAGACUAUCUCGUAUGCCACCCGACGUGAUUAAAGGCGCUAUCCUUUUACGCUUAAACAACGCUUGCAUCGUUCGUCAAGCAACAAAUAUAGAUGAAGCAGCUCAAACUGUAUGGUACACGAACUCGAGUAGGGAUAAUCGGGUUAUAUCGCAUUUAAGCUAAGUUCGUCGUGUUCGUGGACAAGGAUAACGACGUAGCUAACCGAUUUGUUGAACGUUCAACUUAAUUCGUUGAAUAUUUGAUGAAGUAAAUACUACGAGUUCGUUCUUCAUACAUCGACGUCAGGCAACUUACAAGACUUUACAAUGAAAACAAAACUACCAACCAUUUGCAUAUACACGUAUAUGUACAGCGAAGUGACGCGUGAUAUCCACCUUAGAAAUGUGGGCGUUUUUUGUCUACCGAUACCGUGGCCCAUCGUUUCUUAGAAGUCAACAUCCAAGAAGGUAAAUAAUUGCCAAGUUGUGGUGAAGUGCUGAAGAUACCUAGAACAAAAGGACGAAGAAAGAACACCAUUGAAACACAUGUGCGGCGUGGGACAAGGGACAGUGUUGGAAACGUACACGCAAUAUGUAUAUGUCGGACUGGGGUUCGGGUAACACACCUUUUGUUUCUCUUUUGGAUGAACACCGCGAAAGUCAUACGUCGCUCUUUUAAUUUUCUCCGUUUGCCAAUCGGAUGGAGACAUAAGCGGUGCGAAUUCCGCUAUCGUAUAAGUAAGUUUACGAGCCAAACUAAACGAAAUUAAAACGAGAGGAUACGAACCGUCUUAAUUAUAAAAAAAAGAAAUCGUCAUAUAUUUCAUAUGCUCUCGAGUUAAUUCAUUGACUGCCGAUGAAACGUUCCACCUAAAUGUAGAAAGUCGGCAAUAAUGUUUAUAGGUGGUAGUUGGUCGGUGUUGGUUAACGAGUAGAGAACCGCGGUUCUUCUGUGGUCGCAUACAAAAAGACACAGUCGAUUUUUCUCACAGAACAUGGCCAAUUAUUGAUCGACCGGUAUCGAUUAAUAGUGGGACAGUACCCUUUAGACUGCAGCUGGUCUCGCCGUUUCCUAAUUCAUCCGCGUGCCGCUUACCCUCUAUUUCGUUCUAAUCUGCUGAUUCUUUUCGAUUUUUCUCUUUCUCUUCCCGACGUAUCAUUUCUUAUAGGCUCUUUUGCUUUAUUACGUUUACAUUUACUUAUUUCUUAUUCGCUAAUUUCGCCGGGUCGAUCUUUCGUUUCUUCUUCUUCUUCUUCUUCUUCUUCUUCUCUUUUUUCUUUUCUCUUCGGAUCGGAUAAGCAAAAAUGGUGUCUCAAAAUUCGAAAUUCGUUGAUUCGGUUCAUCAUUAGUGGUCUCUGGUGAUCGCAGAACUCGCAAUGCGCGGUUAAAAGAGAGGAAGGGAGAUGGGGGAAAAGAGAGAGAGAAAAAGAGGCCUAGUACCGUUAUAACGCAAAAUUUGAUCCGUUCUUUGAGUAUUUUUUACGCAAAACCUAUUUGCGAAAAUUUCUUUAUGUACUAGCGAUGUAUAUCGAUGAAACUGAAAUUUUCCUCCCGUACUAAUAUAACUAGCGUUAUUCUUGUAAUUAUUAUACAUACGUAAAUAGAAAGUCUUCAAACAUUAAUACAGAAUCGGUCGAGAGUGAUAAAUAUUGUAUAUUAAAAUAUUAAACUUUUUCCGGCUGGCUCUUUUUCUUCGAUAUGUGUAUACAUACAUAAAUAUAUAUAUAUAUACAUAUACUUUUUUAAACAUCUUGUUAGUUCUCCAUAUGCUAAUGGUCGCACUUUUGAAGGCUUCAAUCUCUACACGUCGACGUAUGAAAACAUCAUUUCAUUCGUGUAAAGUAACAGCAGCAAUUUAGUAAAAUUAGAUUUACGAUUAAACUUGAAACUUUUCUUAGAGAAUGUAAAUUUCAGCACGUGCACUUACUGUACAUCGUCGAAUGGAAUUGAGAAACAUUUUUAUUCUCGUAUGUUCGUAACUACGUAUUACCAUAAUUUAUAAGUAGUACUUUCCUAUUUGUACUCUCAAUGCGUGUCUGUAUAAAGGCGCUAGGACAAACGGAACCGAGAAGAAGGAGAAUCACAUGUUUAUCAAGAAAAGCACUAGAAAUAUUUUCAAAUUUCUAUUUACGUGUACGCAAGAUGAGUCCUGCGAUUAUUAGAGACAGGGUGAUAUACUUUUCCUGGUCGUGCUUCAUGUUUCUGCCAACAGGAACACCAUUUGUUAAAAUUCAUCGCAUCAAAAGUCAUCGAUCGAUUGAAAUAAUGGUUUUGCAAGAUAAUAUUGAAACAGUAUAAAAAAAAAGAAAACAAGAAAUCACAAGUGCAAACCGUAAUGAGAAGACUACCAUUGUCGCGAAACGGUCGUGCGCGCAUGUUAAUUUAUGUGCCAUCGCGUAUAUACACCUCGCUGAAACUCGAGUGCGCAUAUGUAAACACAGAAAAAAAGACCGACGUUGUUCUUUCAUAACAGUGAUAAACUAGAGGUGAUACGAAUACGUCGAUGGUGGUAAAUUAAUCGAUUCAAAAUUCAGCAGAGAAAUAGGAACUUACAAAGUGCAUGGCGACUAAAUCGCCAGAUGCUACGACAUUAAGGCUGAGAACUUGUGAAAAGUAAUUGUUUACGUUUCUUAUCAAUCCAUAAAAAUCGUUGCGUAGUCUACGUUCGAACAUCCGCAAUAGUUUGUAAUCGAACGCGUUACAAUUGCUAUGUCUGGGAUAUAGCAGAGUCAUCGCUGAUCAAACGCCUGGUCUUCGUUGUACCCCCCCCUAACACGCCGCCGCUACCCCCUUUAAGAUAUUUUAGUUAGGUAGGGUUUCACUUUGCGGAAGUUUGCGUACAAAAAUUUUUUGUUUCCGAUACAUUGCUUUCGUAUUGUAGCGAUGAAGCUGCUCGAUCUCAGUCGUAGAUAAAGAGGCAAUUUCGCGUGAUUGUUUGGCUGUACAAUCAUGAUAUUUAUGAACCACCACUGCUUAUUGUCUGUAGAAAAAAUUGGAACCAUUCGUACGGUAAAUUUUACUAGUAAAAGCAAUCGUUAAGAAAUGGUGAAUCGUUUAUUUCGCCGAUUUUAACAUCGCCGAUGUCUUCUAUUUACAGACAAUGACAUUUUCAAAUGUAUAAAUAAUAGCGUUCUAAGUUUUUAUACAUCUCAUGUUAUCUCUCCUUAUGUCUUCGAUGCGUGUAUACUAUUUUGAUAUAACAUUGCACCAAUGGAUAAAUAAUUUGCCAAUGCACGUGUCAUGCAACCGUGAUAAACGGAAAGUGUUCAGAAGCCACGAUUACGCGAAAUCGUCCCUUUAUACUUGAACGAAAGCUGCAAAUUUUUAGUGUGAAUGUUUUCGUUUUUAAGUGACUAUUUUUAGUGAUAAUAAUAAUAAUAAUAAUAAUAAUAAUAAUAAUAAAAAGAUAAAUAUAAUGAACGAAAAAAGGAAUACGAAGAAACACAAAUAAUUAUAACAGUAUAAUAAUUAGAGGAUGACUAUUAAUAAGUUGUGAAUUUUUGUAGUAUACAUUUUUAUUUCGGUCUACUAGGCCAGUUUGUGUGUACAACCAUGGACAACGUUACUACACCAACAACAACAAAAAUAAUGUUAAAGGAAAAUGAAAAAAAAAAACAAACGUCAAAUGUAUUGUAACUUUUUGCAUUUAGUAUAAUAUACCUACCUUACUACCAACUCCUAUCAGUAUCUCUUUAUUUGUCUGAACAUUACCAUUUCGUUGAACUUUUAAGAAAACCUGUUCGAUUUACAAAUUUCUGUUGGGUAUUGUGUAUGUUGUACGAGUACACGAGUAAUCAAAUAUAGUAAUAACGUCGAGUAAAUGUUGUCAUUUACGAUUGUUUCGAAUGAAAAUUAAUUUCCCUCGUUAACGACAAAUUUCCAUUAGCGUAAACUAUAUACAUUUCUUCGUCGAUACGUGUACAUUAGAAAAUUUCUUCGAACACAGAGAAAAAGAAAAGUAUGGAAAAGCUUUCGUUACUUUCGAACACUUUCUAAAACGAACAGUUUCAGAUUGUAAGAAAAUCUCCAUAAUUUUUGUAACAAUUAUAAAAUGCUUGUAUUACAAUUUACUCAAUUUUCUUCUUUAUUUGCGACAAAUUGACACACCGAUUUUGAGUGAAAUACAAAACCUUCGUUUCUCGUAGAUGCGUAAAGUCCUGUACUUGUAAAAACUUGAAUCAAUUUAUUUCCAUUGCCAAAGGAAAAAUGAGAGUCGAUGAAGUCAUGGUCAUCCGUGAUUACUAUGUUGUCGCUAUUAUGACCUAGUUCAUCUGUGGAACAAUUGGCAAAUCUGCAACAGCUUGUAUUGUUUAGACAUGGACAAAUACUGUACUCGGUAACGCUUACUAUGCAACAGACUAUGCAAUGUAGAGUUUGAAUCAAACGAGAAAUUACAGAACAGUGGAACUUUGAUAGUUGUAGAUCGAAGGAAAAUUGGGAUUGAAAAUUCCUACAAUCGUCGAGGUAAUCGAUUAGAUAAGAGGACCUCGACUUACCCAACGUAUCCCUACCAUCAAAAUUUGACCUCUCGUAUAAUCAGAGAAUUCUAAUCUGUAAUUUUGUCUGAAACGGUAGACAAGCCACUUAUUGUUGACUCUUUGUGGCACAGGAAUUUUAUUGCGUUUCAAAUCAAACAAAAUUGUUAUAUUUUUAUUAAUAAAGGUAUGAGUAAUAGACAGGUAUUAGUAAUAAAGGUAUAGUCAGAGAAUUCUAAUCUGUAAUUUUGUCUGAAAUGGUAGACGAGCCACUUAUUGUUGACUCUUUCAGGAAUUCUGGUCAUAAAAUAGACUCAUGUUGCACGGGAAUUUUAUUGCGUUUUAAAUCAAACAAAAUUGUUAUAUUUUUAUUAAUAAAGGUAUCACACCUAUACACAUGCAGCUAUUGCAAAAUUUCAAGGUGGGAUUAAAAAUGUCCCACCACGCAUUACGGUCCAUCAAAAAGGUGGGACACUUUUAAUCCCACCGUGCCCCAAAGAGUUAAGCGACCUCGCCCAUUGUGCAAGUAUCGAGGUUCUACUGUCCUUAUAAUAUUGGGUUGUCCGGAAAGUUCAUGCCUAUUUUUAAGAGAAAUACAAAGGCAUAUUUGAAUUUUCAUUUAUAUUUAUUGAAUUAUGUAUGUACCACUUUGUUCUACAACCUUUCCACCUGUUAAGGAAUGUACAAAGGCAUAUUUGAAUUUUCAUUUAUAUUUAUUGAAUUAUGUAUGUACCAUUUUGUUCUGCAACCUUUCCACCUGUUAAGGAAUGUACACAUAUUAUUUGAUUUCAGCCAUUCCGAUAUAUUCAGACCUGUACCGCUUACUAAAAAUCGGCAUGGACUUUCCAGACAGCCCAAUAAAAUAAAUCACAUUCAACGAUCUCUCAAUUGUCUUCUGAAUAAAACUAAACUAAAGAAUUACACUUUAAUUUGUAUGCGAAGCUCGAUUCGAGUUUUAACCAGUUUUAUACUGGCUACAUCAUCAGUUACAUUGUACAAUAAUCUACUUUUACGAGGACAAUUCGGUGGCACGGUGAUGACAACAGGUUUUAAGCAGAUUUGUUAUACGCAAUUUAAUACGUUUGUUAUGAAAUAUUUGUAUCCUAUUCGGAAUCAAUUGCUAAAUGAACGAUCUCGAUCUUUGGUCGAUUAUAAGAGCAAUGUUAAAUAAUAUAGUAAUAAGAGACAGGUAAAAGUACUCUAAAGUACCGAUUAAUCGUUGUCUUGUUUUAUAUCGCAAGAAUCUUCUUUAAUUCCAGCUAAUGUGCUCUCACAUUACUAGAGAAUGCGUUUCCGCGCCGUUUCGCUUGUUCCCUAUCUAUUUUCUUAAACUGCUGCAAUUGUCUAGCAUAGUUGAGUAACUCGCGAGAGCACUUUAUAGUCUGCACGAUAAUUAGGCUUAACAAACGAAACCAUUAUUUAACGAAAUUACUGCGUUCUGUGUCGCAUAUAUUUGAACUCUUCAAUUAUAAUGUACUUUACGUACACGUUUACAUUAUACGUGAAACUUUCGAGAAGGAUGUCUACUUUCAAUUUGCUUGUAUCGUGUUCACUUGACCGACUACCGUUUAUAUUUAAUCUAAGUGUCGAUGGGAAACAUUUAUACCCUAAAAGUUUGUAAAUUUUUACGACCCUGUAUUGUUACUCAUUUAUUCCGACUUGACAUAAUAAUGUUGAUGUAUCUAGAUAUUUGAUACUUUUUUAUUUAUACCAAUAUUAAAUGAAUUUGAUCAGA
This is a messenger RNA of Hylaeus volcanicus, 8419 nucleotides long. It is a transcript of the gene rin, whose product is annotated as ras GTPase-activating protein-binding protein 2. Gene Ontology annotation, molecular function: mRNA binding. Gene Ontology annotation, cellular component: ribonucleoprotein complex; cytosol. The coding region runs from base 311 to 2134 and encodes 607 amino acids. The transcript has 9 exons. Lineage: Eukaryota; Metazoa; Arthropoda; Insecta; Hymenoptera; Colletidae. The record is from RefSeq and is a predicted model, not a curated record.